Argiope bruennichi is the source of this 1206-nucleotide messenger RNA. RefSeq lists its product as uncharacterized. The coding region runs from base 1 to 1206 and encodes 401 amino acids. Lineage: Eukaryota; Metazoa; Arthropoda; Arachnida; Araneae; Araneidae. The transcript has 5 exons. The record is from RefSeq and is a predicted model, not a curated record.
AUGCCAACUGUGAAGUCUCUGAUGCUGCAGAGGCACGCCAUCACCACCACCAUGGUCAUCAUCAUGGCCACCAUCAUGGACAUCAUCAUCAUCAUGGCCACCACCAUGGACAUCACCACCACCACCAUCAUGGGCACCAUCAUCAUCACCAUCAUGGACAUCAUCACCACCAUGGUCACCAUCAUCAUCAUGGUCAUCACCAUGGGCAUCACCAUCACCAUGGACAUCAUCAUGGUCAUCACCACCAUCAUGGGCAUCAUCACUAGCAGAAAAAAUUGGAGGCUCGUCACCAUCAUCAUCAUGGACAUCACCAUGGUCAUCAUCAUCACCAUGGGCAUCAUCAUGGCCAUCACCACCAUCAUGGCCAUCACCAUCACCAUGGCCAUCACCAUCAUCAUCAUCAUGGACAUCAUCACCACCAUGGACAUCAUCAUCACCAUGGACAUCACCAUCAUCAUGGGCAUCAUCAUCACCAUGGUCAUCAUCAUGGACAUCACCAUCAUCACGGCCAUCAUCAUGGGCACCACCACUGAUGAAAGUCUAAAAUAUCUUCUCGAAGCAUUACGUUGCCGGCGUCCUGACUUAGAGAUAGUUCGUCUUCUUUGUGAUAUGAGUGUCCCUGGUGGUUCGGGUAUGGUUGCUCCUCUCCCUUGCUCUAUCUGUGAGAGGCCAGGCAUCAUCAUCAUCAUGGACAUCAUCACGGGCACCAUCACCACCAUGGACACCACCACCAUCAUGGCCACCACCACCACCAUCAUCAUGGGCACCAUCACCACCACCAUCAUGGACAUCAUCACCAUCAUGGGCAUCAUCAUCACCAUGGUCAUCAUCAUCACCAUGGCCAUCACCACCAUCAUGGCCAUCACCACCAUCAUGGUCAUCAUCACGGCCAUCACCAUGGACAUCACCAUUAAAAGAAUACAAUACCUUGUUCUGAUGAUGCAGAGGGUCGUCACCAUCACCAUCAUGGUCAUCAUCAUGGACAUCAUCACCACCAUGGUCACCAUCAUCAUCACGGACAUCACCAUCACCACGGACAUCAUCAUCAUCAUGGUCAUCAUCACCAUCAUGGACAUCAUCACCAUCACGGACAUCAUCAUGGCCAUCACCACCAUCAUGGUCAUCAUCAUGGGCAUCACCACGGACAUCAUCAUUGAUAAGAAUUUUUUUAAAAAGUUAGAAAGUGGUUUAAUUACCUUGUCUUAA